AUGGCAACGCUAAAUUCUCUCAAGCGCGAUCUGAGGCAACAGGCCGCAUCCCAUGGAUCAGUACAUGUAUCACCCCAGACCUUAUCUGAUGCACAAUACAGCGCCGGCUUUAGCUUCUUUGAACCAGGUUCUAGAUGUACUACAUACCGAGACUUCAUUCUCCCUCAACUAUGUCAGGUCCUCAACCCAAUUCUUGGCUCGCGUUCGGGCAUCUCGGUUCUAGAGAUUGGACCUGGACCGAGGAGCGUGCUUGGAGAUCUGCCCCGUGAUAUGAAGCGGAAGAUCAAACGGUACACCGCUUUUGAGCCAAAUAGUCUCUUUGCUUUGAGAUUAGAAGAAGGCCUUCGAUCAACUGAGGAAGCUGCCUUGCCGUGUCUUGAGACGGGUCCCGACGUUAGGAAGGCUCCGUUCGAUCCUGAAAACUCACUCAAGGCCCUGGGAGACGACAAGUUUGAUAUUAUCGUGCUUUGUCACAGCAUGUACGGCAUGACCUCUAAAGAGGACUAUAUCUGUGCCAUACUCGAUCUUCUUGACGAACAGACAGCGAACAGCAGAGCCAUACUUUUCCAUAGACAUGGCUCGCUGGGCCUGGCUAGUCUGGUCUCUCAUCAAGUCUCCAACUUCCCGAUCGGCAUAGUUCGUGUGGCAAACACAGAUGAAUCGCUCGACUCUUUCGCCUCCUUAAUUGCAGGCUUUGUACCAAAGUCUGACAAAGUCCUGCAAGAAUGGCGGGAAACUUGUCGCGCAAUCGGCCGCCGCGACUUUGACGACCUCGUCUUCGCCGCGCCUGAUGUCAUGAUGACCUUCUCGCGACACUCAACCGCGCUACCAGAUUUGACUUCACAGUUGCCUUUAAUUGUUGGUGACAUGCAUGUCAAGAACCGGGAAGCUCGUCUGCAUUGUCCCGCCUCUAUGAUCAGACCAGGACACAUUCAUCAAGUUCAGGAGUGUGUUCGAUGGGCUUUGGAGCACCGAACUGCGUUGACAGUCGUGGGUGGUGGACACAGCGGUCAUUGCGUCUGGCCUCAAACUGUCGCCAUUGACAUGAGCGCCUUCAAUCAUGUCCAUGUUGUUACAGGGGAAGCCGGACGCCUGGUCAUGGCCGGUGCCGGUAGCAAGACGGGAGACAUCAUCCGCGAGACCAUGGCAAAGGGGCUCACUGUGCCUCUGGGGUCUCGGCCAAGUGUUGGAGCAGGCUUGUGGCUUCAGGGCGGCAUCGGUCAUCUGUCCAGGCUUCACGGGCUCGCUUGUGACGCUAUUGUCGGUGCGCUUGUCGUCAGCGUCAACUCGGCAAAGAUUCUAUGCAUUGGUCAUGUACCUGCGCAACACCAGCCAAUCGGUGCCAUACGCCCAGAGAACGAGGGAGAACUGCUAUGGGCUAUCAAAGGAGCGGGAACCAACUUUGGGAUCGUCAUUAGCGUUGUUUUUGCGGCACAGCCGGCCCCAGCGUUCUUGGUCAGGAACUGGGUCAUACCGCUGCGUGACGGCGAUGAGGCGCAACGCAAGCUUGCCGAGUUUGACCGGGAUAUUGCCAGUCAACUUUCUCGGCAUAAUUCUGCUGACGCUUAUCUAUACUGGGACACUGGAAAACUCCAUCUCGGCGUUACCAUGUACGAAGCUUCGACUGCUGGGGAAGUGCCUAGAACACCCAUGCCUAUCCCCACACCCGUGGCCACGAUUCUGGGUCCGGAGCACAACAGCAAGAUCGUUGACAGCGUCAGCCUCUUUGGGACUGAGAUGUACAUGUCAGGUAUGCACGGCGGUCACGCUGGAGGCAAGACAUCUUCGUUCAAACGCUGCCUAUUCCUCAAGGAUAUCGGAAGUGCCAUGGUUGCAAACGCGUUAGCAUCAGCCGUCCGGACUCGCCCCUCUCCGCUCAGUUACCUUCACCUCCUCCAAGGCGGCGGAGCAAUCCGUGACGUGCCGGUAUCAGCCACCGCCUUCGGCUGCCGUGACUGGGACUUUGCCUGCGUCAUCACCGGUGUCUGGCCCCGCGAGCAAGACGGGUCUGUUGCUGCCCGGGUGGCGAUGGAGUGGGUCUACACCGUCGCCGAGACCUUGCUACCGCUCAGUACCGGAGUUUACGGUGCCGACCUUGGACCGGAUCCCCGGGAUGCAAUCCUGGCAGCUAGAGCCUUCGGUUCAAACGGUCCUCGUCUAGCUCGCCUCAAAUGUCUUGCAGAUCCACGUCGUGUACUUGCUUACACCUGCCCUCUUCCACUGCGACCAACUGAACCAGGCCUCAUUAUCGCGGUUACUGGGGACAGCGGUGCCGGCAAAGACUACUGCGCUAAGAUCUGGGGUGACCUUUUCAACCAAUGUGGCAACAUUGCGCGUGUUGCCAGUAUAAGCGAUACCAUCAAGCGGGAGUUCUCGGCGGUUGCGGGUGUGGACUUAGAUCGAUUGCUCAGUGACCGAGAGUAUAAGGAGAAGCACCGGCCGGGCUUGACGGCGUUCUUCCAUGACCGCGUACGUGAGAACUCUCAUCUACCAGUGGAUAACUUCCUAAACGUUGUCUACGGCGCUGCUAGUGCGGAUGUACUGCUCAUUACAGGCAUGAGGGAUGAGGCACCUGUCGCAACUUUGGGCCACCUCGUGCCGAAUAGCAGACUUAUUGAGGUUCGGAUCAGCGCCGGAUCUGGUGUCAAACAACGUCGGCAAGGAUUCUGCAAUGACACAGAAGGUCGCGAUGGCUCACAGAAGGAGGAUGGCAAGCGAGCAACGCGUGUAAGGGACUACAGGCCCAACUUGUCUUUCCACAACAACAUCGCGGGAAGUGACAAUGCGAGAGCCUUCGCAGAGAAUCGUCUCUUUCCAUUCAUACAUCAAGACCUAAAACGGCUAAGCGAUAUGGUGCGUAUCGUACCAGACUUCCCAAGUCCUGGCAUCGACUUUCGCCACAUCCUCGACAUUGCCCAGACACCGGGUGGUCUGGCAUUAUGCAUCUCUCUCUUUCAGUCUCACUUCACGGGAAUUUGGUCAAAUAUCAACGCCAUUAUCAGCUGCGAGGCGGGCGGCUUUAUCUUUGCGUCAGCACUGGCGUUGCAGAUUGGUCUACCCUUGGUCCCGAUCCGAGAGGCCGGCAAGCUACCGCCGCCGGUUGUUUCUGUCGCCAAGUCUGUGUCCCACAUCUCAUCGGGGCCGAACAUGCUAGGAGGGAGAAGAUUUGAGAUGAAUCAAGAUGUGAUUCGGAGUGCAACGUCAGUUCUGAUUGUGGAUGACGUGUUCGCGUCUGGAGAAACAGUGUACGCGGUGCUAGAGCUGUUAGAAGAAGCAGGAAUAGAGGCUGAGAGAACCAGUGUGAUGACUGUGGCUGAGUUCCCAUGCCAUCGUGGCAGGCAAAUGUUACGUAGUCGUGGGUUUGGACGAGUUAGUGUUCAGAGCCUCUUAAUUUAUGAAGGGCUCUGA
This is a messenger RNA of Colletotrichum abscissum, 3408 nucleotides long. RefSeq lists its product as uncharacterized. The transcript has a single exon. Lineage: Eukaryota; Fungi; Ascomycota; Sordariomycetes; Glomerellales; Glomerellaceae. Gene Ontology annotation, molecular function: phosphomevalonate kinase activity; FAD binding. The record is from RefSeq and is a predicted model, not a curated record. Bases 1 to 3408 code for a protein of 1135 amino acids. Gene Ontology annotation, biological process: cholesterol biosynthetic process. Gene Ontology annotation, cellular component: cytoplasm.